Macrobrachium nipponense is the source of this 1557-nucleotide messenger RNA. Its product is annotated as putative proline-rich protein 21. The transcript is spliced from 2 exons. Lineage: Eukaryota; Metazoa; Arthropoda; Malacostraca; Decapoda; Palaemonidae. The record is from RefSeq and is a predicted model, not a curated record. Bases 1 to 1557 code for a protein of 518 amino acids.
AUGGCUCCGAGGACACAGGUCAUUAUCCACCACCAACACUCCUUCUUACAACCUAACAACCCACACUGUUACACCCACAACCCGACUCCCACAGUCAUCCACCCGCAGCUUUUCCCCACAAGUAUCCACUGCACCCACCACAGCCCUCCACAUUCAGCCUUUCAUCCACAACUCCAUUCUAAAACCUCCACGUUCAACUUUACACCCACAAUCCACAGUCCUCCACCCAAGAAAUACACUCGCAACUCACAGUCAUCCACCUGGCCUCUACCUACAACCUUACACCCACAGUCACCCACCUUGCCUCUACCCAUAGCCAUCCAACUUGCCUCUACCCACAACCUUACACCCACAGUUAUCCACUUGGACUCUACCUACUACCUUACACCCACAGUCAUCCACCUGGCCUCUACCCACAGUCAUGCACCUGCCCUCUACCCACAACCUUACACUCACAGUCGUCUACUUUGCCUUUACCCACAACCUUACACCAAUAUUCAUCCACUUGGCCUCUACCCACAACCUUAUACCCACAGUCAUGCACCUGGACUCUACCCACAACCUUAUACCACCAUAAUCCAUUUGGCCUCUACCCACAACCUUACACCCACAUUCAUCCACUUGGCCUAUACCCACAACCUUACACCUACAUUCAUCCACUUGGGCUCUACCCACAACCUUACACCCACAUUCAUCCACUUGGCCUCUACCCACAAUCUUAUACCCACAGUCAUGCACCUGGCUUCUACCCACAACCUUACACCCACAUUCAUCCACUUGGCCUCUACCCACAACCUUACACCCACAGUCAUCCACUUGGCCUAUACCCACAACCUUAUACCCACAGUCAUGUACCUGGCUUCUACCCACAACCUUUCACCUACAUUCAUCCACUUGGCCUCUACCCACAACCUUACACCCACAUUCAUCCACUUGGCCUCUACCCACAACCUUACACCCACAUUCAUCCACUUGGCCUCUACCCACAACCUUACACCCACAGUCAUCCACUUGGCCUAUACCCACAACCUUAUACCCACAGUCAUGUACCUGGCUUCUACCCACAACCUUUCACCUACAUUCAUCCACUUGGCCUCUACCCACAACCUUACACCCACAUUCAUCCACUUGGCCUCUACUCACAACCUUACACCCACAGUCAUCCACUUGGCCUCUACCCACAACCUUACACCCACAGUCAUCCACUUGGCCUAUACCCACAACCUUAUACCCACAGUCAUGUACCUGGCUUCUACCCACAACCUUUCACCUACAUUCAUCCACUUGGCCUCUACCCACAACCUUACACCCACAUUCAUCCACUUGGCCUCUACCCACAACCUUACACCCACAUUCAUCCACUUGGCCUCUACCCACAACCUUACACCCACAGUCAUCCACUUGCCUAUACCCACACCUUAUACCCACAUCAUGUACCUGGCUUCUACCACAACCUUUCACCUACAUUCAUCCACUUGGCCUCUACCCACAACCUUACACCCACAUUCAUCCACUUGGCCUCUACCCACAACCUUUCACCUACAUUCAUCCACUUGA